GACAAAGCGAACGUAUUCAAACUAUAAAGGCAAACGAUCGCGCUGGACGUGAAAGUACACUUUUCAAGUAUUUUACAGAAAACUAGGUUUAUUUGAACUCGAACAAUAAUAGAGAUAUAAAAUAGAGAGUAUUGUUAUACAUUGCUGUGUUAUAAUGUCUGCCAACAAGGAGAACAUACAGAGUAACGAAAAAAGUAAAAUUCCCAAGUUAAAAGAGAGAACAUCUGUGCGUCCAGUUAGAAAAGAAGAUGAAGCAUUGCGCACCUUGAUGCCGCGGAGGGAUCCACUACGGACAUUAUUAAAUCAAAACAUAGAAAACAACUCGGCUGGACCAAGUAAAGGCACCGGGAAGGCGCUCGACACACGCUACGUCACUUACAGAAACAAAGACGAAGAAACAUUAGACUGGAACUUUGAAGUUUUUAAAGACAAUUUAAAUAAGAAAAUUAACACGCAAACAGACGAAUGUGAGAACAUAAACAAUGUUGAAAACAUUCUAACUGAUAGUAGUACGAACGCUUUGUUGAAGUUGACCCCUUUAUAUGUUCACAAACCCUCUACGGAACUGAGUACGAUAAAGAAAGUAAAGAAGAGUCUCAAAAGACCUAGUUUUAGAAGUGUGCUAGGAGCAAAGUCACCGGUGUCGGCGAAGGCUUAUCAUUGCACCAUUUAUUCAGGCGUGGACUGCAGGGACAACGUAGUGCCUGGGUCACAUUUUGACCAAUUAAGUCAGGAAUAUGCGUUGGAUAAUCUUCACUACCUGUUACACGCCGAAAAGAAGGUGAUAGGAGAACCGAAGAUAAGGAAAGCAUCUCGAUCUUGCGUUGUUAAUUGGAUAAUCAACGUUAACGGUUCCGGUGGUCACCCAGCAGUGGUUCAACUUGCCUGUUGGUACCUGGACGCGUAUCUGUGUACUACUAGGGUGACCAUCGACAGGCUGCAGGUGAUCGCUGCUGCUUGCUUCUGGAUCGCUGCCAAAUUCCACGGCCGGAACAUUACUGGUCGAAGGCUCGUCAAGUAUUCAGGGAAUGCUUUCAUUGAAAAUGAAUUGGUGGCUGCUGAAAGAAACAUACUGCGAAAAUUGAAAUUUCAAGCGGUUCCUGUGGCACCACACGACUUCGUGCCGUAUCUGUCGUGGUACUGCGACCAGUCGGGCACGGGCGUGGUGGAGGCGGCGGCGGUGUUCCUGUGCCAGUGUGGACUGAUGAUCGACAAGACGCUGAGCGAGGAGUAUCCUUCGGUAGUGGCCGCCGCGGCUGUUAAAAACGCCCUCGUUCUGCUCAGGCAUAACGCCUGGAUGGAAAAACUUAAAGCUUGUCCUAUGUACAAAGCAGUCGAGAAGAAAGCCAGCAAUCUAGACAGUACAUGCACGCAGCUGCGCGAGGCCGUGCGCGCAGUGUCCGCUGUCGGAUACGAGUAUAAGGCGCCACUCUUCAAAUUCUCCGGUCCUCCGCACUACAUCUCCAACAAAAUUGUCAGGGCUGUCAACUAUCACGACAUUUUAAGCUUGGACUGUAGACGAAAACGAGACCCAAGACAAUAAAUAUAUAAACAGUCUGAAUACGUCCUAUUGCACGGUAAGCUUCCCCUCAAACAUCCAGAGGACCGAGGGGUAUGAAGCAUGCUAUUGUUACUCCACUGCGGGUUGGUGGAGAUAAUAAUUUAAUUACUUAAAAAAAUAUAUUCAUAAGUUUUGUCGUUAUAUGUUAUGUUUAUGUAAGUAGUUUAGUUUUGACUGAGUUUUGUUGUUUUAUCUUGUUAGGGAAGUAAGCCAAUCAAUGUAACUAAGUAUGUGUAGGUAAGUUAUUUUUAUGUGGACAUUUGAAUUAAUAGGUAAGUCUGAUAUUAAAUGUGUCAAAUAAUUAAUAUUAAUUGUUGAACGAAAUGUACUUAUUAUGAAACUAAUUUAAAAAUAAAUGAAAUUUGAAGGU
Messenger RNA from Pectinophora gossypiella (pink bollworm), 1931 nucleotides. RefSeq names its product G2/mitotic-specific cyclin-A-like. Gene Ontology annotation, cellular component: cytoplasm; nucleus; cyclin-dependent protein kinase holoenzyme complex. NCBI's taxonomy places the organism in Eukaryota, Metazoa, Arthropoda, Insecta, Lepidoptera, Gelechiidae. The transcript is spliced from 5 exons. The record is from RefSeq and is a predicted model, not a curated record. Gene Ontology annotation, molecular function: cyclin-dependent protein serine/threonine kinase regulator activity. The coding region runs from base 155 to 1543 and encodes 462 amino acids. Gene Ontology annotation, biological process: mitotic cell cycle phase transition; regulation of cyclin-dependent protein serine/threonine kinase activity.